Chenopodium quinoa (quinoa) is the source of this 702-nucleotide messenger RNA. RefSeq lists its product as uncharacterized. The record is from RefSeq and is a predicted model, not a curated record. Lineage: Eukaryota; Viridiplantae; Streptophyta; Magnoliopsida; Caryophyllales; Amaranthaceae. The transcript has 2 exons. The coding region runs from base 1 to 702 and encodes 233 amino acids.
AUGGUUGUAACCAAUGCAUUCUUUCAUGGUGAUCUGGAUGAGGAUGUUUAUAUGUCUCUCCUCAAGGGUACACUGGUCAUGGUAGCAAAAUUUUGGUUGAUUUCCAAGGCAAUGCUCCUGUCAAGAACUCUCAACUUGUUUGCAAACUCAACAAGUCUUUGUAUGGGCGUAAACAAGCCCCAAGACAAUGGUUUGUCAAACUCUCUUCUUCUCUUGUCUCCUUUGGCUAUACACAGUCAAAAUCUGAUUACAGAAAUUAUAACUCUGAAAACACUCUUGUCUUCUCACUUUCACAUGAAAGAUCUUGGUCCCUUGAGAUACUUUCUUGGCUUAGAAAUUGAUCACACAAAUCAAGGGAUUUUUAUUUCUCAAAAGAAAUACAUAACAGAUGUGCUGAGAGAUGAAGGUUUGCUUCAUGCCAAACCUCUGAAGCUUCCCAUUAAUACUCACUUGAAGCUGGCACCUGAUAAAGGCAAACCUUUACCAAAUCCUUUAAUUUAUCAUAAAUUACUAGGGAAACUGAUCUAUCUGACCAUCACUAGGCCUGAUAUAUCAUUUAAUGUGCAAUUGUUGAGUCAGUUCAUGCAUUUCCCUACAUAUACUCAUUUGCAGGCUGUAAAAAGACUACUGAGAUAUUUGGCUGGCUCAACCUCUCAAGGAAUACUUCUUGCUUCUUCUUCUGCAGCACAGUUAACUGCUUAA